Monosiga brevicollis MX1 is the source of this 2448-nucleotide messenger RNA. RefSeq lists its product as uncharacterized. Lineage: Eukaryota; Choanoflagellata; Craspedida; Salpingoecidae. Gene Ontology annotation, molecular function: ATP hydrolysis activity; ATP-dependent DNA damage sensor activity; ATP binding. The record is from RefSeq and is a predicted model, not a curated record. Gene Ontology annotation, biological process: mismatch repair. The transcript has 11 exons. Bases 1 to 2298 code for a protein of 765 amino acids. Gene Ontology annotation, cellular component: MutLalpha complex.
AUGGGUACGCCAGGGAAGGUGCGGCCAUUGCCGGCCGAUUUGGCAGCUCGCCUCGGCGACGCCUACGUUUUGAGCGAUGUGACGGUCCUGGUGGCCGAGCUCUUGGCCAACGCCCUGGACGCGGGCGCAACCCGGGUGGUCGUGCACACCGCAUUAGACGAAGCUUUGGUAGUCGUUCGCGACAACGGACAUGGGUUGCGACACGAUGAUUUGCAGCUAUUGGGUCAAGCCGUCGCCUCCAGCAAGCUGCCAACCACGGCUCAGGCUCAAACUCAUGGGUUUCGGGGCCAAGCGCUGCGCGCCAUUGCCCAAUGUUGCUGUCUCAGCAUUAAGUCGCGUGACCCCCAAUCAGGGCUUUUAUUUCAAAAGGUCGUGAUAGCGUUGACCUGGACCUUUGGGCGGAAUGAAGCCGUACCUCGGUGGUGCCUGCCCGCCCACACCUCGGCAUUGGAUCGCUUCCGUGCGGUGCUCCCCGCGGCUUUGCGUGCAACCGUCAUCGCCAUGGACGAGCCGGGAGCAAGGCACCUUCGCGCCGCCUUCGCAACGGAGGGGCAUCCCACGCAAGCCUAUCAGUUUUUGUCCGUUAAUGGUCAUCCACAAACGCAGGGUCAGGCCCUCGAGGCUGUGCGAAGUACUUUUGCUCACAGCCUCUUUGGCCGUCAAGACGAGAAGAAUGACUCGGGCAAGCUACGCAGCCGCCGCCCCCGCUACUACCCCGUCUUUGCGCUCUGGGUGGAGAUGGCUGACUUUUCGGCAGAUAACUUGGUUGAUAACAAACACCGCUUUCUCAUGGAUCCUGACAGCCCUGAAUUGGCUCAAAUCACGAGCCUGACGCGUCGUUUCCUUGAACAGCAAGGCUUUCUUGCUGUGAUGCCUCCACUCUUUACUGCACCUGCCUCCACAGACAUACCUGCGCAGCUGGAGUCUUCGCCCAAGCGCCCCAAGCGUAGCCCUUUUCAUUCGUUCCGGUCUGCAAGCAGCAGUGCAGCCCAGUCAGGGCUGACCGCCGAACCCAAACAAGAUGCGCCCACCGUCGAUCACGACUUGUUGCACUCCUCCGCCAGUCCCACUCCAACUGGACACGCCCUGCACUUGGCGCCUGAGCCGGGAAUAGAAGCGGGCCCGGCCCAAAUCAUGUCUCAAGUCCCAGAUAAUCAACUACAGGCGUGUAGGCACGGGCUUCAGGCAAGGCGCGAAAACCAGGAGAUCCAGACGACCCAGGCGACCCAGGAAGCUAUGGGGCCUGGGCCUCAUUCCAAUGAUGCCCUGAUUCAAGUCAAGAUCCGGACGCCCGAUUCAGGAAACUUGCCCUCCUCGGCUUCAAACACGCCUCAACCGCGUUUCCUGAAUUUACCCAAACUCCCAAGAGGGGCACUGCAGAAUAUACGGCUUAACAAUGAGCAUCUUCAUCAGACGCGGGUGGUAGGCCAGUUGGAUGCCAAAUUCUUGUGCUGUACGGUUCCCAUCCCCGAUGGCCGUCUGCUUUAUGUCAUUGAUCAGCAUGCAGCGCAUGAGCGCAUCAUGCUCGAGCAGUUUCUAGCGAACGAUACGCAAACAGGCGAUCGGGGGCUGCAGCAACCCAUCACAAUCCCGCUGGCCGAGCCACUGAGUGUUGAGAUGGUACCCUGGCCGUUCCACAGCACCGCAUGGCUGAAUAUGUACGGGAAGUGUAUGAAACAGUAUCAAUGCUGUGGAAACUGGCUCAACGAAUGGACGUCCACCAUGCUAACAGGCGAGCUCGGAUUACUGCCCUCACUGCGCGACAUGAUUUGCACACGAGCCUGCCGUGCUGCGAUCAAGUUUGGGGACCAACUGACACUGAACCCACAACCUAGCAUUUUUUCUUUCUUUCCUCCUGUCGUUCUUUCAUCUUCUUUGCCACUGUGCGCCAUGUCGGUCGUCACCACCAUCCUGUGCUUGUUGCUCACGGUCAUGUUCCUCAUGGCUGGCACUGCCAAACUGACGGAUGCCUUUGUCCCGGACCUCCACAACGAGCUGGUGGGCAAGUUUGAGACCUACGCCAAGGUCUUGCAGACGGUGCAAUAUGGCGUGUCUGGUAGCACCUUCCGUCAAUUCCUUGGCGUCGUGGAGACGGCUGCUGCGCUCCUGCUCUGGGUUGCCCCCCAGCUGGCUGCCAGUGUGUUGGCCAUCAUCAUGACAGGUGCCAUUUACACCCACCUUCUGGUUGAGGACCCUCCGCAAGCCAUGGCCAUGCCCGCCGUGCUGCUCCUCUUCUCUGUUAUUGUUGCUGUCAGUGGCCGCAAGGCCAAGGGCUCCGGCAAGAGCAAGAAGAACUAAUCGACUUGUUAUAUCCGUUUUUUUUCUUCCGUUUGUUUCUGCUCUCUUUCUCUCCCCUCACUUUUGCUCUGCUACGUGGCUCUCCGCCCGUUUGCCCGCGUGGGCGAUGUCAGAACGUUGAGGUUGAAAGGAAUUGAGAAGCAUGGUGUC